AACUGUACGUGGGCGAGUGAGUUAACGUAUGCCAGUGGCGGUAAUGGAAUGUGUUUUGGUGAGCUGAAGACUCUGCCGACGCGUACGAACACUUACUGUGCCAUGGCUUGUAGUGCAAAUAGCGCAUGCAACGCGUUCCACUACCAAUAUGAAAAAUGCUCGUUGUACCUACAUGUGGUUCAGCCAGGGUCAACCUCCGUGAAUUGCUAUGUUCCAACGGAUGCCCUUACAGCCAGCCUGCCCAACCCUAACGACCUGGCGACCCCCCCGCCCCCUACCACUCAGCCGGCAGCCAGCUUAUCCAUGACAACAUCCUUAUCCAUGACAACGGGUGGUUCACCAGUCCUUGACUGGAAUGGAGUGAAUGAAUUAGAAGUCGAUUUCCAAAGAAGAUGCGACACCAACGGAGGAAUCAUUGGGAUAUUCGUAGAGAGCGACAUAUAUAACUUCCUGUGCCGAAGGUCACCCAAUGAAAUCCCGCUGACCGUGUCAGAUCCUGCUCCGCUCUGCAACCCCGGCACUGCGAUAGACUGCCUGACCACCACGUGCGAUGCGGACAAGAUCUUCAUCGGCUACGACCAGAACGGGCCAAAGGGACCCUGCUACACCAUCAGCAGUCAGCAGGCCACUGUUGACAAGGCAGACUGCUACACCGAAACCUCCGCCGGCCCUCUGCCAGACGGGAAGGGCAGUUCGUGGACGCAGUGGAGGGUCUGCCGCUCGGACGCCUUCUUCGUGAUGGUGGCGGCCGAUGUGACCGGCGGCACCAUCGCAAGCGUUACUUGCUGCAGAGCCAAAGUUGUGUAAUUAGGGCCAUGUCACUGGUGGUUUCUGUAAGGUACAAAGUCCACGUAUUCAAGGCACGCGGUUACUGGACAGACAAAGCGCUGAGACAAAAUGUAAUUUAGUAAUACAUUGGUUAAGAUAUUUCAUCCACUCUGUCCCCGAAAUUCUAAGGUCAACGGCGGAGGAUGGCAGAUUGUGCCCUUUAAUAAAGCAAUAAAUGACACAG
Molecule: messenger RNA, 1012 nt
Organism: Penaeus chinensis
Lineage: Eukaryota; Metazoa; Arthropoda; Malacostraca; Decapoda; Penaeidae
Exons: 4
Coding region: 49-807 (252 amino acids)
Source: RefSeq, a predicted model, not a curated record